GUUGGAUACCCUCUGGGUUCUGAUGGGUGGUUAGAAGCCGAAGUUAAAGGGAUUACUCUUGGCUGUCGAACGCAGGAGGUUCUUGGAGUCAAGAGGGAGCACCUGACCAGCGGUGGCCUAACAUCUCUUCCCAGAGACAGCAGGUUCUAUCAAGAUACAUCAGCCCAGCUUAACUCGCCAUGGAGCCAAUGGCACUGUUGUAUUGAAGCAACAAACAGCUGAAGACUUCAGCAGCACCCUUUGUGUGCUUCGGGAAUACCGCCUUGGAUUUUGUACUGCUUGUCGUUCAAAAGGACUUUUUGUGGUCUGGGAGGAGUUUCCAGCUGCAAUUUUAUGGUUGACAUGCGUUACCCCACCACCUUUCAAUCCGGCACUUAUAACCUCUAUUCAUGGUGUUCGUCGAAACAAAGCUAAGGCCUAGGAGGACUGUCAUUUGUCGAGGAAUAACUUGGACUCAGGCCAAACAUGGCCAGAGACGUCAGUCCUCUGAGCCUCAUGCCUCUGUCUGCAAAACACCACCAAUGGGUUGGAGCCUCUCUGGGGUCUAUCCUCCCCUUCUCCCCCUUACGUUCUCUAAUUUUUUACUACUUCCUGUCAUGUGCAGCAGCAGCAGGAAGUUUGCCUGGCAUAGAAUAUGACUAUGGCAUUAGCCCUAAAUUUGUUUGCACCCCAAUUCCCCCAGAAGCAGACCCCAGCUGCUAUUCGCCACCCAGUGUGCCCCACGGACCGAGCAGUAACGGUCACACAAAUGGUCACAACGGCAGUAGCCGGCGAGGCAUGAUGUCCGAAGAGGCCAAAGCCACCAUCUUGCACCUGCGCGAGAGCCUUGUGAGGCAAAAGGAGACCAUCCUGGACCAGCGGGAGACCAUCAGGGAGCUGACCGCCAAGCUCACCUUGUGCGAGGGCUUCGGUGGCGGUCACCACGGCACCAACCACCACGACAACCACCACGACAACCAUCACGAUACCCAUCACGAUACCCAUCACGACAAUCAUCACGACGGCCACCGCGACGACCACCACGGGCCGCACAGCAGCCACCACACGCCCGCGUCGUCGCACCACGGUUCUUCGCCGUAUCACAGCAGCGAUCACCACUACUCCCACGGCGGCCACAGGUCCGACCCCCACCACAGGAAGCCCUCGACAUACGGAAAGCACAGCUCCUUCUCCCCUGAACAGACGGGCAAAACACUGCAGACACUGAAGGAGAGGCUCGAGAACUUGCAGGCCAGGAACUCCUCCAGCUCGUACUCCAGCUCGCUGAGAGAACUCCUCCAGCGGAAGAUCACCGCCCUGGAGGAGCAGCUGCACAGCUACUACAGAGAUACCCGUGACUACGGUCACCGGGACGACCACCAUGACGAUCACCACAACGUUCACCCCGACGACCACCACGGCAGCAGCCACCCUGACGACCAUCACGACGACCACCACGACGACCACCGUGGUACCGGUCACCGGGACGACCACCACGACAGCCAUCACGGCAGCCACCACGGCAGCAGCCACAGGAACAACCACCGCGGCGGUUACCAUAAUCGCCACCACGACCACCACUACGACUGGCACAACAGCCGGCAACGUGGUCACUAUGGCAACCAUCACAGCACCCACCAUUACGAUGACCACCACCACGACGAUCACCACGACUAUCACCCUGAGGAUCACCACGACGAUCACCACGACUAUCACCACGGGCCUGGACACCACGAUGACCACCAUGAGGAUCACCAUGACAAUCACCACGGCAACGACCACCAUGAAAGCCGCCACGGGAUCGAUCACAGCCCACGGCGGGUGCUUUCCAGCGGCAAAGAGACGAAUCUGCGCGGCGUGGGGCACGGCAAGCUGGAAACAGUGCUCAGCCAGCUGCACCAUGGCAACACUGACUCUGGAGUCCACAAGAAGUUGAAGAGUCCCAACGCUUUCCUGCUCGACUUCCCCAUGAAGACCAAUUACAUGUACGCCAGGAUGAAGCGGUCAGUGGUCAACGAAAUCUUCGCAAUGACCAUCUGCCUGCGGCUGAAGGCCGGAGCAGGUCCUGGCCUCGGUACUCCCUUCUCCUACGCUGUACCUGGACAAGCCAAUGAGCUGGUGCUCAUCGAAUGGGGCAGCAACCCAAUGGAGCUGCUAAUCAACGACAAGGCGGUGGCAAUGCCAAUAACCAUGACAGAUGGGAAGUGGCAUCAUGUGUGUAUGACGUGGACGACACGAGACGGUGUCUGGGAGGCCUACCAGGACGGGGUGAAGAAAGGCUCGGGACAAAACCUGUCAGCCUGGCACCCCAUUAAACCAGGAGGGACCUUCAUCCUGGGCCAGGAGCAGGACACAGUGGGAGGCCGCUUCGACGUCACUCAGUCCUUCAUGGGAGAGUUGUCUGAUCUCCAGUUCUGGUCCAGAGUCCUGACGCCCAACGAGAUCUACAGCCAGGCCACCUGCGGAGGCCACCUCAUUGGUGAUGUCAUGUCCUGGUUGGAGGAAUCAGUGGAGCUCCACGGAGGGCUCACCGAGGUGCCCUUUGACCCCUGCCACUAAGGACUGACACUGGACCCCAACACCGAGAGCCGUAGCAUCAUCAUCCCAACAUAUUUCAAUUACAUGCCCCCCCCGUCAAAAAUAGUUGGAGAGUGGGAAAAUGCUAUUUUGUCACGGAUCAAAGAUGGGGGAAUGAUUAAUUUCAUUGCUUGCUCAGGUUGCAAGCUCAGCCAUGGGCAACAGGCAGAGCAGGAGGAGUUCUUUUGCUUUUUCUAUAUAUUUUUGCCAUUCCUGUCUGAUCUUUCUGCCUUCUCCACCUACACGCUCACUUCUUCGCUCUGACGCUCUCAGCAGGAUGACUUUGAAGGCUCCAAAGAGCGCAGGGCUUUGGAUUUACUGGCUGUGUGGUCAUGACUAUGGCUGAAUCUCAGGGAUCCAACACACAUAAUAGGAUUUCAUUCCAUCGGAACAGGUCCAAAGGUUGCUUGUUGCCAUUAGCUCCCCAUGCACUAGCUUGUUUUGUUUGGUAUGUGAGCAACAUGAGGUGAAAGAGUGGUGAAAAGCCCCAGAAUACAAAUGAAGCCGCACUGAGACCUGAACCGUGAUGAUUCAUCCAUGUUGCUAGAGUACAGACAAUCGAAUAUCUGCUCAUUGUUUUGUCGAGACAAAGGAAUAAUGUUGUUUCGGGGUGUUUUUUACAAUGUUGGUCAAAUUUGGCACAAGCUACUGUUGUUGAUUUUGCACGUUGAGAUUGUUGACUGUUUUGUACUAGUAUUUCAUAUUGAAAACUCUACUUUUUUUGUAGACAGAAAACUGCUUUCGUGGCAUUCAGAAAAACAAACUGUAUCCAUGUAUGAUGUGUUCUUUAUAACCGUGAGAUUACAUUUUGUCGAUUCAGGAAUGAGAAUGACGUUUUGUUUCUUUGUUCAAAAGUCGGCCGUUGCAUAAGAGCACCGCGGGCGGCUCAAUGUCAGACAUGACAGGCCACCUGGCUCCACGGUCGCGGUGUUAACCGUCCCUCAACAUGUCACCGCGGUAAUGCUUAUGUCUCCUCGGCAACCGGUGGCUUACAGCUGGAUUUACCUAUGGACAACUGAUCUGAUCCUGCCUAUUUCGGACCAGCUCAAAACCCAUGGCAGAGUCAGACACACUCACACACACUCUGCAUACACUUAGAGAAGAUAAAGAGGUGAAAGGAGACUUUGUUGAUCUCUGUUUGUAGCGGCACCUUUACGUUUUUUUAAGAAGAGGCUUUUUGUACAUGUAAAUUACAUCAGAUAGUCUGUUUUUAAUUACUAAAAACAUGUAUUGUGGCAUUUCUCACAUUGUAAAUAAGUAAAUAAGUACAUAGCACUUUCUCAACCCAAUGUUAACCCUGAGGUUGUUUAAGAGCAACUUUUUGGAAGUAAACUGUUUAUUAUUCGUUUAUCAUAACCCUAUCCCCUCUGAGUUAAACUCAAAGGGGUUGAACUCUUUUUAUUGAUAGUCAAAACAAAAUGGGGUAUUUUGUUGUUGCCAUGGUAAUAGAAUCUCUCAGCAUCAGGACCACAUCAUCGCACUACAGCUGUGAAUAUCUACAAAAUGUUUCUUCGACUGUAACGCCAAGACGAGCAGCAUUUUUAAAACAUGCUCCUGUUUUCCUCUCAUGGUAGUGGGCCAAAUGCAUGUGACAUUUGUUUCAUAUGUUGCUUCUUCUGUCUAAUGUUCUAUAGACAUCAGUUUAAACACCCCCUCCUUCGACCGAACUGUGUAGUGUUAGGCUGAAUGAAAAAAUAACUUGCUUAUUCUCGCCUUUGGUGUACACUUUAAUGUUUAUUAGUUGUUUUUUUUAUGUUUAUUCUUGUCUCUUUGGCUGUAAAUAUUCAAAGUAUUGCAGUGUGUUCAGGCAACAGUCCCUCCCUCAUGUGUAAGCCAAAACUAUAAACUGAAUUGUAAAACUUGAAAGAGGAAGAAAAUCCACUGUAAAUGCUGUCAAAUAUUUGUAAAGAUGUGAGGAUUUUGAUUAAAACUAUUUAAAAUAUGUUAUGAAUUCAAA
This is a messenger RNA of Perca fluviatilis (European perch), 4513 nucleotides long. RefSeq lists its product as uncharacterized. The coding region runs from base 466 to 2538 and encodes 690 amino acids. Lineage: Eukaryota; Metazoa; Chordata; Actinopteri; Perciformes; Percidae. The record is from RefSeq and is a predicted model, not a curated record. The transcript has 5 exons.